CUAACGAUGAAUACUUCCAGUAACCUCACAGUGAUGGUCAUCCUGAUGACAGCCGUUAUCCUCAGUCACAUUCAACCUUCACUGUGCCAAAUACAUCACAGAUUCAACUGCUGGAGACCGGGUGGUAAGAAACGAUCUGACCCAGACAACUCGAACGAUCCAUCCAAUAGUGGAGAUCACCUGCAACUUAAAUGGUCUUUACAGAGAUACAUCGAUUCCGUUCCAGCAAGUGAGCUUUUAAAUCUCCUCAGUCAACUUUUACAGUUUGAGAACAUGCGACGGACCAAAAUCACUGUCCCCGAAACGGAAGGCGACUCCAACAACGACUGGCUAUCAUCUCCAGCGGAAGAUAAAGACGUCAGUCGGACGUGGUCAUAACAAGUUCAGACCCGUCGUCGUCACCGUCAUCGUUGUCGACAUUUAGUAUAAGAAAUACUGAAUAAGAAAAAGAAAAAAAAAUUGUUUCACUUGAAAAGAAAGAUAUUUUCUAUAUUUUGUUAACAGUAAUGACACAAUUGGCUACACUUGCGCAUUCUUUAUUAUGUGAUUUAAAUGUUACAAUCUCAUCAUUUUAUUUGGAACUGUUAAGUAUCAUGACAUGAAAAUUACAAAGGAGAAAUUCAAGUUUAUCGAAAAGCACAGAGGUCAAGGUUCGUAGCCAGUGAAUGAUAUGAUCGAGUUUUUAUUUUAUCUUUGCAGAAUAUAUACAGGUUUCCUGAUCAUAUUUUUAUAUAUACCUACCAUCUUAAGAUGAUUUUAAUCAUGUUCUUUUAUUUCAGUAAAGCAUAGCAUUUUUUUAGCGAAAAAAGCCCAAACAGAUUACAAGCAUAAACCACGUAAAUAGAAGCGAUGGGUUAUAACCAUUUCUAUGAUACACAUUUAUCUAUAUUCAUAACGAAAAUUCGAUCAAUGACAAUUGUCCAAAUUGUAACAUUGCUACAUUGUUCUAUCCACACAAUCCGCUGAACAUGAUUUUAAUAUGUGCGUUUUCCAAUUAUGUUAUCUAGUUUUAUAGUGGGAAGUGGCUCGGCGGAUGUGAAAUAUGCAACAAUAGCUGAUUAUUUCAAUGUACUAAUGAUCAUGAUAAAGGGUACUAGAAGAAAAAGUUGUUUUCUGUAGGUUAUGAUGAUAAAUAUCAAAGAGAGGCGUGGUAUUUUGAUAGCGGGUAGUAAUAUGUUCUACAUAAUGUGAUUUUUUGGGGGGAGGGUCUCAAUUGAGCAACAGGGCUAAAUACAAUAACACGAUUUAGAUUUAUCUUUUUAGAUACUUCUUCUUUAUUUUCUGCUACCCCGUCCCGCCCGCACUGAUUACAUGGAUUACCUAAAGAAUUGUAGAGAAGCAUAAUCAUUUGCCCCUUGUAGCAUCACCGGGAGGGGGGGGGGGUCAAAAAAAGAAUAUCUUAACUAGUAGUUUACACUUAAUGUAUAUAAGUAGCAUUUAUUGUUUGCAAAUAUUUCACGAUUUUUUCAGUAGAUUUAACUUGUCUUUUAUUUACUUGAUUUAUCUGGGCCCAAUAUACUUUAACGAAAAUUCACGUAUCGCUAGCUUGCCUGGAUUAAGUAAAUUAAUUAUUAAUUAUACAAAAAUCAAAUCAUGUAGAAUCUACUUAUAUUUUUCGAUUAACGCCUUAUUUAGAUAUACCUGAAUAUUCAUUAAGAGCAAGUAAAUGUUAAAGUUUUUAAAUAACUGUCAUAUCCGUUUGUGUUUGAUAUUGUUUUGGAUUAGGUUGUGCAAAAUAUUUUAUUUUUUGUUGAAUCAAAGGAAGAGCAACAUUAAAUAGUUACUCAUCGGAAAAUUUUAAAAAUUCAGUUUAGGGUUCGGAAAUGUUCAUAUCAUUCUCACUGUUUUUUAUUUGUUAGGAUGAACCGGUCGCAUAUACAUGUAACUGUCAGUACCUGUACAGGUGACAAUGCAAUAAAGUGUAAUAUGGAUAAAACAUGUCUAGGAUGAAAAUGAUGCCACUGAAAGUGGAAAGAUGGGAGGGCGGACUUUCGAAUCACUAAAGUCCACUCCCCCAUCUCUCUCUCUCUCUUGUUCUUAAUAUUUCAGUGAUUGUUUUACUUAAUUAAAAUGGAUGCAUAAAAAUAAGUAAAUUUUACCUAAAACUGCCAAAACUAAUGAAUACUUGAAAAAAUUAAGAAAAGUUUUGUCUAAAUUUUAUUGAGAAAUCACGAAAAUACUUUUUUACAGUGUGUACUAAAUCCAAAUAAACAUUGUCGGGGAUUAAUUUUUGCCAUUGCAUUUGUCGAAUUACUGGUUUUUGUUCGAUUCAUAUCCCUAUACUUUAUCAUACUUUGUACCAUAUUUCGUUAAUAUAAUUCUCGGCUAUACACGAUCAUAAAAUAAGAAUACACGUUUACAUUUCCCCCAUACAUUUGUGGGUUUUAUUCUCCGAUUAUACUUACAUGAAUAAAUAAACGUAAACAUCAUGCCAAUAAUGUUUAGAAUUAAGGGAAGAAAAGAUUGUAUUUUUCAUGACAGGUAUUAAUAUCAUUUAAUAGUUUUCCCCGUGUUUCAAAAUCACAUGUUUCAUUUUUAUUGACGACUAAAAAAUGUGCAUUCUUUAUUCAUUUGUCUCAUAAAUGGCCUAUUGGAAGUUCAUAAUAAAAUUACUUUCCAAGA
Lytechinus variegatus (green sea urchin) is the source of this 2622-nucleotide messenger RNA. RefSeq lists its product as uncharacterized. Lineage: Eukaryota; Metazoa; Echinodermata; Echinoidea; Temnopleuroida; Toxopneustidae. The transcript is spliced from 3 exons. The record is from RefSeq and is a predicted model, not a curated record. The coding region runs from base 7 to 378 and encodes 123 amino acids.